Molecule: messenger RNA, 1073 nt
Organism: Felis catus (domestic cat)
Lineage: Eukaryota; Metazoa; Chordata; Mammalia; Carnivora; Felidae
Gene: DCTN3
Product: dynactin subunit 3
Exons: 7
Coding region: 69-599 (176 amino acids)
Biological process (GO): cytoskeleton-dependent cytokinesis
Cellular component (GO): dynactin complex
Source: RefSeq, a predicted model, not a curated record
GCCUUCUCUGUUUGGCCGGACGUCCCGCCCUCUGCCUGUUCCUCCGCUGAGGAGGGGGCGAGGUAGCUAUGGCGGCUGUCAGCGACGUGCAGCGGCUACAGGCCCGUGUGGAGGAGCUGGAGCGCUGGGUGUACGGGUCUGGCGGGCCGCGCGGCUCGCGGAAGGUGGCUGAUGGCCUGGUCAAGGUACAAGUGGCUUUGGGGAACAUUGCCAGCAAGAGGGAGAGGGUGAAGAUUCUCUACAAAAAGAUUGAAGACUUGAUCAAAUAUCUGGAUCCUGAGUACAUUGACCGCAUUGCCAUACCUGAUGCCUCUAAGCUGCAGUUUAUCUUAGCAGAGGAGCAGUUUAUCUUAUCCCAGAUUGCACUCCUGGAACAGGUGGAGGCUUUGGUGCCUAUGCUGGACAGCGCUCACAUCAAAGGUACCUCUUUAGAGCAGAGAAUUCAUUUUCAGAACCUCAGGCAGUUUGGACCUAAGGACACUAGUCCGUUCCUGAGCAUGCCACCCGCCUGCAGCGCUUGGCCCAGAUCCACAUCCAGCAGCAGCUUUAGAGAGGGGAAGGGACUUGCUUGGCCACAUCGGGAUCUUUUGACUCUCUGAAUAGGACUAUUCUGAGAUACCAGAAGAUUGAUGAUGGGAAGUACCCAAGAAUUUCUGGGGAUGGUGUGUCCUUGACUAUGGGUGGAGGAGCUGUUUUUUGGUUUUUUGUUUUGUUUUGCUUUAUUUUGUUUUGCCAUUCCCAGGCCCCAAAGUUUAAAGAGGGUUCAAAUAUAGGGGGCAGGGGAGGAGGACACAUAUACUAGCAGGAGUGUUUCCUUAAAUGUGUGGUUCACUCCCCUUAGGACUGCUGUUAGGGUACCCAUCCCGGAGCCCCAUUAGAAAUUUCCUCCUUUUGACUCUGGGGUGAAACACUACUUUUUCUAGGCUUUAUGGGCUGUGAAGGUCCCUGACGAGGCAGGAAAGUUAAUGGGAAGUGGGGGCUUUAUCCAACCCCUUUCUCUGCCAUACGUUGUCCCCGUAGGACCAGUGUGUGGAGAUCACUGAGGAGUCCAAGGCUCUCCUGGAGGAAUACAA